GCGCCGUAGUCGGAGCGCCGCCGCCGCCUGCCGCGCCCUGGCGAGGCCGCAGCGGUGGGGAAUCGCCGCUCCCGCGAGCGGCGGGUUUUAUUUUUCUUUCGUCGCCGUCGCGCUCGGGAACAGGCGGGGAAAUGGCGGCCGCCCCCGGCGUUGCGCGGAGUCGGUUCGUGGUGGUGGGCGGAGGAAUCGCAGGGGUCACCUGCGCCGAGAAGCUGGCUGUGGAAUUCCCAUCAGAGGACAUUUUUUUAAUGACAGCUUCUCCAGUUAUAAAAGCUAUAACAAAUUACAAACAGGUCUCCAAAACACUUGAGGAAUUUGAUGUAGAAGAGCAACCAAGUUCUCUACUAGAACAACGAUAUCCAAAUAUUAAAGUUAUACAGUCUGGAGUAAAACAGUUGAAAAGUGAUGAACAUAAAAUUUUCACUGAAGAUGGGAAAGAAUAUAUGUAUGAAAAACUUUGCCUCUGUGCUGGAGCAAAACCAAAAUUAAUUUAUGAAGGAAACCCAUAUGUGUUAGGCAUCCGGGAUACUGACAGUGCACAGGCUUUUCAGAAGAAUUUGGCUCAAUCUGAGAGAAUAAUAGUAGUAGGAAAUGGUGGGAUUGCACUUGAAUUAGUAUAUGAAAUUCAAGGCUGUGAAGUGAUCUGGGCUAUCAAAGACAAAGCCAUUGGGAACACUUUUUUUGAUGCAGGAGCAGCUGAAUUUCUCAUUCCAAAGCUAACCGCUGAAAAACGAGAGACUCCAAUUGAAUGUAAAAGAACUAAGUAUACAAUGGAAGGAAGUGAGGAAAAAGAAAGAUCUGUAGCAGCAUCUGACAAACUGGGCAGUGCCUUAGGCCCCGAUUGGCAUGAGGGCUUAUGUCUUAAGGGGACUAAAGAGUUUUCUCAUAAAGUACAUAUUGAAAUACUAUGUGAAGUAAAGAAAAUAUAUUUACAGCAAGAAUUUAUACAACUGCAACGGACUUCUUUGGCUUUUCCUAAGGAAGAGAAAAAUGUAGAACCAGAUGAGGUGCUAUGGCCUGUAUAUGUGGAAUUAACUAAUGGAAAAAUUUAUGGAUGCAAUUUCAUUGUUAGUGCAACUGGAGUUGUGCCAAAUGUUAAACCAUUUCUUGAUGGCAAUAAUUUUGCUCUAGGUGAAGACGGAGGUCUUAAAGUAGAUAAACAAAUGCACACCUCCCUGCCAGAUGUAUAUGCAGCUGGAGAUAUCUGCACGGCCUCGUGGGAACCUAGUCCAGUGUGGCAUCAGAUGAGACUGUGGACUCAAGCGAGGCAGAUGGGAUGGUAUGCAGCAAAGUGCAUGGCAGCAGAUACUUUAGGGGAAUCUAUUGACAUGGAUUUCAGCUUUGAACUAUUUGCCCACGUUACAAAAUUUUUCAAUUACAAGGUGGUGGUUUUGGGAAAAUACAAUGCUCAAGGCUUGGGUGUGGACCACGAACUGAUGCUGAGAUGUACCAAGGGACAAGAGUAUGUUAAAGUUGUGAUGCAGAAUGGCCGCAUGAUGGGAGCUGUGCUGAUCGGUGAAACAGACUUGGAAGAGACCUUUGAAAACUUAAUUUUAAAUCAAAUGGAUCUUUCAGCCUACGGUGAAGAUCUCCUGAAUCCAGAUAUUGAUAUAGAAGAUUAUUUUGAUUGAACAGAGCCCCAUUUCCAUUUUGUAUAAAGUUUUGACAGAGUAAUGUGUCUUAAAACUGUUUCCUCAGGAUUACCAGCAACGAGGGAUAAAUGCAAUUCUGUAUUAAGAUUUUUGUGUUGAUCUUGCCAAAAUACUGACCAGCAAAUUAAAUUAAUCUGUGUAGAAAUGCAGCAACAAAAGCAAGUGGAUUAGUGUUGGCGAAGAGUUUUCAUCUAGAUUAGAUGAGCAUAUGAGAACAGGGCGAUAACAGUCUUAAAAUGUGGGCUUCCCUGUUCUGUUAAGAUAGCCCUGCACUCACUUGAAUGUGAGGUAGGUUCGCUUUUUAUAAGUAAAUGUGUUAAAGUGCAUACCUGCCUUGUAGCUCCCUCCACACAUGGUUCACCUGCCAUGGUUACCAGGGCCCCAUUUCCCCGGGGCUUGCUGCCAUCCAUGUUUCUCAUCUCAAGCACAGAGCCGGGACACCUUGCUGCUAUGCUGCUGCCACACCUGCCUAAAGCCACCUCUGGCCCUGGGCCAGUGGGAAGGUCCCACUUGCUGAGGUGCGUGUUCCCACCAGGGAGCCACGCAGUGCGUUACCAGCCCGCUACCCCCCCUCCGCUGCUCUGACCUGCGAGUACUUGGCACAGGUUUCGAGACUCCUGUCCAGUUCACUGUAACAUCUCUGUCAAGCUGGCUCAGAUUAACAGGGGACAUCUCCAGGGCACAGGGCACUUGGAGCUCUCGCUACCUGGAACGUGGUCUGCAAAUACAUGGCAAGAUGGAUGCUUUGGGUUUUUUUCUGAAAUUAGAUUUAUUUCAGAAGUAAUUUUCUAUUCAGUUAAGUACAGAACACAAAUCUGUGAACAAUGAAAGCCAGGGUGAGAUGUCAGCUGAGCACAGCUGUUUUACUGCUUGUCACUUCGCUGUUCAGGUGUUGGGGCAGAGCUGGGCAGUGUGUGCCAAGGCGAGGCAAACAUCACAGCGCUGGUGGCCGGUGCCUGUAGGGCUCUCCCUGGCAAGACCUUGUGGAGCAGCUGCUGUGUGGUUGCUGGUCCCGGGUGCCAUUUUGAAGGGGAGUUCCUUCAGUUUUAGUUGCUAGCUGAUAAAUUGUUGAGCUUUAAGCUAUUCUUAAUGCCCUCUCUGUGUUCAGUAGUGCUGUCCACAGACACAGGUUGUCUUAUACUGGCUUUUGGUUUUGUUCUACAGUUGCUGCUCUUUGUUCCCAGUUUGUUGGACUCCACUAAGUGCAAAGUUGGCGCUAUAUGUUGCAACUUCUCCCAGAAAAUCACUGAUUAUUUUAAGAGAAUAACUGUUCAAUUAAAUUAAUUAUUUCCACUUCUGGCAAAAGUUUCAGUUAAAUGAUAAGUGAAAUACUCAGCUUUAGUCACUGACAGGAUUCUACCAGAAAAAUAAAGAUGAAGAGCACAUUAUUAA
Messenger RNA from Phalacrocorax carbo (great cormorant), 3044 nucleotides. The record is from RefSeq and is a predicted model, not a curated record. NCBI's taxonomy places the organism in Eukaryota, Metazoa, Chordata, Aves, Suliformes, Phalacrocoracidae.